Messenger RNA from Crotalus tigris (Tiger rattlesnake), 3376 nucleotides. It is a transcript of the gene CDK20, whose product is annotated as cyclin dependent kinase 20. The coding region runs from base 236 to 1267 and encodes 343 amino acids. Gene Ontology annotation, cellular component: nucleus. Gene Ontology annotation, biological process: protein phosphorylation. Lineage: Eukaryota; Metazoa; Chordata; Lepidosauria; Squamata; Viperidae. The transcript has 10 exons. The record is from RefSeq and is a predicted model, not a curated record. Gene Ontology annotation, molecular function: ATP binding; cyclin-dependent protein serine/threonine kinase activity.
GCGGGAGCGCGCGGCAUUCUGGGAAGCCAUUAGCGGGGAUUCUUUUGGCGGAGCAGCCUCCUGAUUCUUCAGGGAGCCGAUCGGAGAAAGCGGGCUAGAUGUCUGAGUCCUGUAUCUAUCUUCCUGGAUGAGGAAUUAAAAGAACACCAUGACUUUGCUUCCUCAAUACUAUAAUAUCUUGUGAAAGAAUCUUGAAAUCAACAUUGGAGACGUCCACAAGGUAUGAGAAGACGGCAUGGAUCAAUACAGCAUUCUUGGCCGUAUUGGAGAAGGAGCCCACGGCAUUGUUUUCAAAGCGAAGAAUAUAGAAACUGGGGAGACUGUGGCCCUGAAGAAAGUGGCUCUCCGCAAGCUGGAGGAUGGGAUCCCCAAUCAAGCCCUGAGGGAGAUCAAGGCUUUGCAGGAGAUAGAGGAAAACCAGCACGUGGUGCAACUGAAAGAUGUUUUCCCUCAUGGCACAGGGUUUGUGCUGGUAUUUGAGUAUAUGCUGUCUGAUUUAUCCGAGGUGAUCCGCAACUCUGAACAGCCACUUACUGAAGCCCAAGUGAAAGGCUACAUGAUGAUGCUGCUCAAGGGGGUGGCUUUCUGCCAUGCCAACUCUAUUAUGCACCGGGAUCUGAAACCAGCUAAUUUGCUGAUCAGUUCCACAGGGCAACUGAAAAUUGCAGAUUUUGGCUUGGCCCGGGUGUUCACCAGUGAUGGAGAGAGAUUAUAUAGUCAUCAAGUGGCCACCAGGUGGUAUCGGGCUCCCGAAUUGCUAUAUGGUGCUCGAAAGUAUGAUGAAGGCGUAGACCUGUGGGCAGUUGGCUGCAUCUUUGCGGAACUUCUCAACAAUUCUCCCCUCUUCCCUGGAGAAAAUGACAUUGAGCAGCUGUGUUGUGUCCUCCGGGUGCUUGGCACACCUAAUCACAAGACCUGGCCGGAGAUCACAGAGUUGCCUGAUUACAACAAAAUCUCCUUCAAAGAGAAGCAGCCCAUCCCUUUGGAGCAGGUGGUGCCUGAUGCUUCUCCACAAGCAGUCCAGCUCCUGAAAGAGUUCCUGGUCUAUCCUUCCAAGCAACGUAUGCAAGCGGCCCAGGCACUUCUGCAUCCCUAUUUUUUCACGUCCCCUCUGCCAGCCCACCACUCGGAAUUACCAGUUCCCCAGCGUGGGAACAAAAAAAUUCGUCAGGGGCUCCAGCACCACCGUGAUUUCCAUGUGGAAGAACCCCUGGAAGGGUCAGUUGUACAUCUGGAACUGGUGGCACCAUAUGUGAUUGAUGUAUAAGAAGAGAGUCCGCUCUUGUUCUCCUUUCAAGUCUGGCUUUUAUACCAUCUUGUGAAGCAAGUUUGGUUCUUCACCCCGAGGCACUUUAAAUUCUUGUGCAAAAGCUGUGCAUUUAUUGGCUCUAUGUGCGGGGUAACCGCGAGGCCGAAACCCAGUGAUAUCACGCAGAUGGGUGAAAAGAAUCCAGGACUUUCAAAAGCAGGAAGAUGUUUUGACUUUUUCCCACCAUACAUGGGCCUAUUGGAUGGCUGAAAUCAGUAGUUUUUGGCAGAUAUUUGGUGGCCCAGUUUCUGGGGCUGCACAAAGAGACUGGGGAGGAGCUGUGUGCAGCCUGCAUUUGUCCCCUUUUAUUUUCAAGGGAACCCAUUUGUUGAGUGAUUUGGUGGCAGCAGAUGACAAAAGAGGGAGCCGAGAGCAUGCUGAGCUGCCACUCUGAUAGAAGGACCAAGAGAAAGAGUUCUCUCCAAAGACUCACAAAACCCAUCCAGUGAGGCAUGUGACAAAAUUCUCUCCUGAUAUUCUCCCCCCCCCCAAUGAUUUAUUUUUAUUUUAUUCACAAAGUUAAAAUACAAACUUUAAACAAAAGAAAAAAAAUACACAAUGCAUACACAUAGAUUGUCCUAAUAUUCCUCCUGGCCAUAUUUUUCCUCUUGGGAUAACAGAAUAAGGCCCAGAUGGAUUCAGGGGAGCAAGGUCUCUGUUCCUCUGAAACAAGGUACGGCCUCUACCAAUUUCCCCCCCCCCCUCGAGUUUUUAGGCCUUGUCUCAAGCCUUCCUUCCUUCCUUCCUUCCUUCCUUCCUUCCUUCCUUCCUUCCUUCCUUCCUUCCUUCCUUCCUUCCUUCCUUCCUUCUUCCCUCCCUCCCUCCCUCCCUCCCUCCCUCUCUCUCUUUCUCUCUCUUUUUCUUUUUUGUAAUCUCCCUUCUUAUGCAAUGGCUGUUAUAACAGUUGAUAAUUAAACAGGUAAGCAAUCAGCUAAAUUACUAGGCUCUUCAUUGGGUUACAGAUUUUGGGGUGAACUCUGAGGAGCAUGGUAUCCAAUGAGAAUGGCUUGUUGGGAUCUGUUUGACCAUUAAGAAUACUCCUUGAGGAUUGCUGCCGCUACCCCAGAUCGUGUGCUUAAGACCUGGCCUGAUUUAGAAAUCACCUCCCUAGAUUUACUCUGAUGCUUGAUGAAGCAAGGAUUUUGUGGGGAAGAGGAAAAGGAAGAGAAUAAAUAAAUAGUUGCUGUUGUAGAAAGAGAAAGAAUAAUAGUCCCUAAGGUUCAAAAUCACUGAUGCGAAAUCCUGACCUACCAAAAAAAAAAAAAAAAAAAAAGUAAAAUGAUCACUCAUUUUUGAGUUUUCUGUGACUGCAGAAACAACCGCUAGUUUACGUGCUACUCAUGGCAAUUGCUCUGUUUAAGGAACUGGGCUAUGUGUUUGUGUAUAAAGUUAGCCUCAGUUAAAAAGCAAAUGCAGUUGUUAAACUCAAACCAGGGCCAUUUGAGUAGUUUUCGCUCCUUCACUCUCUCAAUUGAAAUAACUUAUCCCCCAUAAUACACCUUUUUGUCUUCAUUUUCCCCUAUGAUUUUUUUUUUUUAAAUUGAAUUGUUAUUUUUACCAAGAAACAACUGGGCUGCCUUAUGACCUCAAACUGACUAGAAUUUUAUUUCUUUAAAAGCCCAAAGCAACAGUUCUUACAUAAGAACUCUAAAUAAUAUAGAGAAUAAAUAAAUAUUUGCAAAAUCAGCAAAACCUACUUUUUAUUUAUUUCAUUUGUUUAAUUUUUAUUUGUUUAUUUUGCAAGAUCUAGCAAAAAUAGACAUUUACCAGAUACCUUUAUCUGUUCAACCUUUUUUUUUUUUUUGUUUCCCACAUUUUUGAUACCAGGCCAGGAUUUUAAGAUUGUUUCCAAAGAUUUUUUUUCACUGUUCAUUUAUCAGCUGCACUUGCAAAAGCUUAAGGAAGCUAAUUUUAUUGGGGGAGAAAACCCAGCUUUCGUCAAACAUUAUUUCAAAAUGUUUGGUAGAAAACAAAUAAUGCCAGUUACACAAAGGAUGCGGUUUAAUGAUUUGAUCUAAGAAAGCAAUCAUUUUUGGCAGUUUGCAAAUAAAUUUCCCUUAGUGAAAG